GGAAACUAUAGUUAUCAAAACACAGACCUUGUUUUAGCAAAUAAUUCACGGGCGCUGUGCAAAGUUCUUCUCCGUGGUAAUGCUGAGGAGCGCGUUUAGAAGAGUUUCCCUGAACCCUCUUAGUGGCCACAGAAAUAUGUCUCAAAGCAGUCUUGCUGGAAAAGUGGCCAUAGUAACUGCUUCAACGGAUGGAAUUGGUCUGGCUGCAGCUCAGGCUCUCGGUAAAAGAGGGGCCAAGGUCAUGGUCAGCAGCCGCCGACAGGCCAAUGUAGACAAAGCUGUAGCCUUACUGCAAAGCCAGAACAUCCAAGUGACUGGUACCACCUGUAACGUUGGCAAGAAGGAGGACCGAGAUAAAUUGGUGCAGAUGACGUUGGACCACUAUGGGGGCAUCGACAUUUUGGUGAACAAUGCAGCAGUUAACCCUUUUUUUGGAAACACUCUUGACACCACUGAGGAAGUAUGGGACAAGAUUCUGUCCAUUAAUGUGAAGUCAUCUUUCCUUAUGACCCAGUUGGUUGUGCCCCACAUGUCAAAAAGAGGUAGCGGGAAUGUAGUAUUUGUGUCCUCUAUUGGCGGUUACCAACCAAUGCAGGGUCUGGGUCCAUACAGCGUCAGUAAAACAGCCUUGCUUGGUCUGACCCGAGCCCUCGCUCCUGAACUGGCUCACAAUAACAUCAAAGUCAACUGUGUGGCUCCAGGCGUCAUCCAAACCCGCUUCAGCUCAGCACUGUGGCAAAAUGAGGAUAUUAUGAAUGAAUUCAAAAAACAACUCAGUAUCAAAAGAAUUGGACAGCCGGAGGAAAUAGGCGGAGUCAUUGCCUUUUUGUGCACAGAUGAGGCGUCGUACAUCACUGGCGAGACGAUCACAGUCACGGGAGGGAUAGCAGCGAGACUAUGAUGAUUCGAUUGCCAAAAUGAAACUGCAAUUUAUUGUCUUUCAACACAAUGCACAGCCUUUCCUGCCAGGACUAAGUGAAUACAGUGGUGAUUUAUACAUACACAGUGUGUGCAGGCUAAAAUAUAGAGUUCUGACUUCUUUGAUUACGGUGUCCUGUUGAGUCCAACUGGUUUACCAUAUGCUGGCAAUAAAAUAUUUUAAUAAAACAUCUGUGGAAGGAAACAGUGAGGUUAAACCAGUGGAGUUCAUUCAGUAACCUGAGAGCGUCUUGGCUUCUGUCACGCACAGGUUUUUCCCCCUCUGAUGUGGAACACAGCACAGCCACAAUGUUUGGGUCAGUGGCACAGCAAGAGGAUGUUCGGUAGUCUGAUGAGUGCUGCAUUUGGGUUCCUGCUAGCUUUGAUCAGGUUUCCUCUGUAGGUAAAACCACACCGAGCAUUUGCUAACCCAGAAACAAGGACACCAGGGAUGACAGAAGGAUGAGAAGUCUAAGGGGAGUAAUGCCCCCCCCCCAUUAAAACGCAAUAAAAACACAAUUUAUUAACAAUAAUUGCAACACAAUCCAUGGAUAAUGAUCUCCGUACAGAUAAUGGUGAAAAUCCAAAGCAGUCCAAGUUAGUGCUGAUGACCUCUGAAGACCUGACGUGCUCAGGCCUGUUUCCAGUCAGCUGGGAUGUAAUAUGGCCACUCAUCAUCUGUGUUUACGUUUAAGAAACGUGUCCGGCUGAGUGGUGCAUGGUCUCCAAAACUCCCUCAGAGUGGGAACAUAUGUGCCGUGCCGGGUUUUGUAAUAGCGCUUCGAGAACAGCUGUGGGAGACAAGAGAUCCAAAAUAAGAACAAUGAGCGUUGAAGAUGUUGCCUCACUAAAUAUAGUUUGUUAACCAUCAAAUGUGUUAAAAAUGGAAAAUUAGAAAUUAACUAUAUCCAUGAGACAUAAAGUUCCUAUUUUCCUUUUGCUUGAAAGACUUUUUGAUGAGCACAUACGGUAAACCUGCUUAUUUACUGCCAAGUUGCAUGAUUACAGCUUGAAUGGGACGACCAGCUCCCUCCCUUUGGUCAACCACUUCAUCUGUGGGGCAUUACAUUCGUCCCCCAAACCAAAAUGAAGCUAUAAUCCUUCCUCUGGUCCUGACAUGUGCUUUUCCCAGCUGGAAACCUUUAAAGCAAGGAGGUCAAUUCACCUCCCUGCAAGAGUCCCAAAUCAUCUUCACAACCUAAACCAAGAAACAGAAACUGUACUUCAAGUCUCUGGCAGAUGUCACUCAUUUCCAAGAAAAACAGGAGCCUGCUUAAAUUGGAGCUCUUGCUCAUUUGAUGACGUUUCUUCAACAAGUUUUCCUUCACUGCCAUACAGAAGCAUCAAAUUCUAUGCACCUCCAUAUGAAGGAGAAGCAGCACUUGCUUCAAGUUCAAGUGAAACCAGUGGGCGAGUCCAUUGGAAGGUUCAAAUUCAGCUCAUUCAUGAUGGGUAAUCACGGAGGUGGUUGAAGGGGCUAAAGCUGCCACUACCAGUGUGAACGUAGUAUGAAAGAACAGUUUCCAUGAAGCACUUUGGUUAUCUAGAAAAGUGCUACACAAAUGGAAACCAUUACUUCCUCACUGAAUCAUUCUAGAAGCUAAGAUACUCCAGCGUCUGAUCAUUUGUGUACUGUCCAUAACCCGCUCUAAAUGAAAAACAGAUUACAUUCCAAGUGUGCUUUGCUUCACAUAUUUUCAUGGUCACCAAUGACACAGACCUUGGUCCGAGUUCUGAUAUGACACCUCUGCUUCUCAUUAUCACGAAACUGACUGUGAAGGCAAAGUAAAGCAAAAGACGAUGUGUCAGAAACGUACCCGGCCCUUGAAGUUCUUUGAUGCCUCAUCUUCAGAGUCUGCCACAUAAUCGUCAGCAUCGCUGGUCAAGCUGGACAACUCUGAAAAAGAAAACAUCCCAAUCAAGACCAAAAUAUUCCAAGUUGAUUUGACUGCUUUCAAGAUGUGCGUUUACCUGUGCCAUUCUGCAGCAGCGGAAACGAAGGGUCUUUGAUGACAGGAUGAUUUCUGCCAAAGAACAGGUUGCCAAGUCAGUUACUCUCCCCUAGUGCCAAGAGCACUUAUCUUUUCUACAGUCUAAUGGAGGAGCCAUGUAAAGACCUUUAAGAGUCAUACUGAACUCUGACUUUUGAACUGUAGAUUUAGUACUGUAAAAGAUCACUUGAAUAAGUCUUUUCCUUAUCAAUUCAAGUGGUCAACGCUCAGGGGCCAAAUCAAACCAAUCAAAGCCAUGUCAUGUGGCCAGCAAGAGCUUUGAAGACAGUCCGUAAUUUGUGCAACAUGACUUCCUCACAAAUGUUCCAAAUACUUGGGCUAAUGCAAACACCUUACUCUUUAUUUUUGGAGCCGGGGAAACAAGUGUCCUGCGUUCGAUGGGUUCGACUGAGGGGUUUGCAAGUGGAAGCUGAGAUGCUGUAUCUUGUGCCUCCAGGCCUGCUGGAGAUCUUUUUCCUUGGAGAUGGCAGAGAAGCAGGAGAUACUCUCUUGAUGACAACUUUAGCCUUUUUGUUGAGACAUGACAGGAAAAUGGGGCGAAGGGACGGAUCAUCCGGCAUGUACAGCAUUGUUUCAGAACUGGACAAGGUCUUUUUAGAUUCCUGGAGAGUGACAUUACACUCGACAUUCAUUUCACCCUCUUCAUCAGCUUGAACUCUACUUUGCUCAAAUUUCCGCUUCAUUCCUCGCUUUCUGCCUUUCUGCAUCAGGCCCGGCCUAUCAUCUUUGGAUUUUGGCAAAACUACCGUGAACCUGCCAGUGUUUUUUUCUGGAGUUGGUUUGGAACCUGCUGCCUCACAGGCUUUCUGCCGUCUCGUCCGCACAGAAACCAUCACUGGAACAUCCUCAUUUGAUAUUGAUCCAAUAACUGGCAAGA
Molecule: messenger RNA, 3807 nt
Organism: Synchiropus splendidus (mandarinfish)
Lineage: Eukaryota; Metazoa; Chordata; Actinopteri; Syngnathiformes; Callionymidae
Gene: dhrs4
Product: dehydrogenase/reductase (SDR family) member 4
Exons: 9
Coding region: 80-901 (273 amino acids)
Molecular function (GO): carbonyl reductase (NADPH) activity
Source: RefSeq, a predicted model, not a curated record